CAGAGGAGGAAGGAACCCUGGCAACGCUGUCACAAAGCUAACGCUAACGUUACCCGUGUAGUGCUGCUAAGCUCCUGAUGCAUCAGCUUUGUCAACAUGCACUUACAAGUCUAUCAAGGCUGGGUACCAUUUGAUCUUUACCUCGUAGCUUCCCCCUAACGCGUGUUAACAAAUUCACAAUGGAAUUUUUUAACGAGCCGAGCUAGCAGACUUUUUCUUCGUCGUAGCCACAGUCAGUCGACCAGCUAACCAGAACGAGCUGUUGUUAGCUUGGUGAAUAUGGCGAUUGUGUCUGGCUCCUGUGCCAGGGUAAACGGGUCUAGAAAUGGGCCGUCUGUGUCGGCUACACCCUCCGGAUCCGUCGGACAGUCUCAGCCCAUGAUAGCGGUGUGGGAAUGGCAGGAUGACCUGGGCUACUGGCGGCCUUACAGCGGCCAGGUGAGCGCCUACAUCGAGCGGUGUCUGUCACCGCGGGGCCAGAGAGGAGGAGGACCCGGCUCAACGAGCAUCUGCCUCGGACAAUCAGACCCCAGCCUGUCGCCUUAUCUCAUCGACAUACCAAGCUUGAAACAGUUUCGGCAGGACACAGGAAAGACACGGUCAGUACGUCGGUCCCUGUUUGCCCAGUCCUCAGGCCUCGGCAGUGGUGUCUACUGGGAAUGGCUCAACGAUGAAGGAGGAUGGACUCCAUAUGAGACACGAACCUCUAUCCUUUUGGAGCACAGCUAUCAGGCCCGCCAAGGCACGGCAGAUUUGGGCCCUCAUGGAUACAAUUACAUAGUGGAUCUCACAUCUCUGGCUCAAGUCAACAAAGCAACGGGCUUCAGACGGCAGGUCCGGCGACAGUGUAACCUCCCCUAUCCACUGGCCUCCUCUGGCCCCCCGGCCAUCCCCUCGGGCCCUGCCUGCUCCUGCCAGCAGUGCUUGAGCCACAGCAGCACAGGACCCAUGCCCAGCCGUUCACGACAUUCCUUUUCAUCGGGCAGUCUGAACCGGCCCAGUCUUCAAGGGACAGGAAGGGCUGCCGCUGCUCACCCCACUUCUGUCUACUCGCCGUACCCCAGGAGACCCCUCUCUGUGGGGGGAAUGUCCUGGGGCAGCCCCUGGCCUCCACCACCCUCUGGUAGUCAGCUGUCUGCACCGCUUCUGACCAGCUCUACCAGCACCAAUGGGUUAAGUGUUCCUUCCAUCUCUGUGCAGCUGAAUGGAUCCACCAGUGUAAGCUCUGCCCUGGCAGGCAUGGCCUCCAUUUUGAUGUCAGCAGUGGGACUCGGCGUGCACUUCACCACUGCCCCCCUCCCUCAGCAGCAGCAGCAGCUACAACAGCAGCAGCAGCAGCAGCAGCAGCAGCAACCUGCUCCUUUCUCUCUUCCUCCUCCUCUCCUCCCCCCUGCCAGCAGGCCCAGCAAGCCCCACAGCAGCAGCAGCAGCAGCAGCACCACCACCAGUACAGUUAGGAGAGCAAAGAGGCAGCACAGGAGAGCCUCAGCUCAGAGACCCGAGGAGGUGAUUCAGCGCUACAUGGAGGUAGUUGGAGGAGUACCAGAUGAGGACUGCAUUAUCUGCAUGGAUCAACUGUCCAAUCCGUCCGGCUACGAGACACCGUCCGCAGAGGAGGGAGGCCAGAGCAUCCUGCCAGACACUGUGGGGAAAUUCAUCAGAUGUGGACACACCCUGCAUAUGCUCUGCAUGCUGGCCAUGUACAACAAUGGCACAAAGGACGGCAGUCUGCAGUGCCCCUCGUGUAAGACAAUCUACGGAGAGAAGACCGGCACACAGCCCAAAGGCAAAAUGGAAAUUUACAGCAUCGCCCAGUCGCUGCCAGGCCACCCAGACUGUGGCACCAUCCAGAUCAUCUACAGCAUACCACCUGGCAUACAGGGCCCGGAGCAUCCCAACCCAGGACAGCCGUACACAUGUAGAGGCUUCCCUCGCUUCUGUUUUCUACCAGACAACGACAAGGGCAGGAAGGUAAAAAGCAACACAUCCCACAGCUGGGACCAACUCCACACCACAGACGCCUGUAUACAGUGUAAACACGUAUCCAUACCCUACCACACGUACAAACAAACAAUCAAUAUCUUCAGUUACAUCAUCACUGGAGAACCAGAGUGGAGCCAACAUGACACACGAGGUGCACACAGUUCGAUACCACAAACACAGGUCUCCAUCAGGACUGGAGUGUUUCACUGUGAUUAAAUUAGGAACAUUUUGUGCGCAUUAUAAAGUUGUGUUGUUUCCAUGGUGAAUUAGUAGCUCAUUUCCUGCUCACUGGCAACUGCGGCCGAACACUUUAGCUUCUAUAAAUAAUCUCCGAUGUAAUUCAGUAAUGGAAAAUUGGAUUAAAUUAUUCCAGUUGUAGUUUAUCUGCGCCUGUGCCUCAGACUCACUUCCUUCAUCAGAGUCCCUGGUGUGAGGAUGUUCCGCGGAGAACACGGAUUUGAGAACGGACACGCAGCUCGUCCCGCAGUGUGGU
Molecule: messenger RNA, 2476 nt
Organism: Epinephelus lanceolatus (giant grouper)
Lineage: Eukaryota; Metazoa; Chordata; Actinopteri; Perciformes; Serranidae
Source: RefSeq, a predicted model, not a curated record